Osmia bicornis bicornis is the source of this 1431-nucleotide messenger RNA. It is a transcript of the gene Fer3, whose product is annotated as protein Fer3. The transcript has 4 exons. Gene Ontology annotation, molecular function: protein dimerization activity; DNA-binding transcription factor activity, RNA polymerase II-specific; RNA polymerase II transcription regulatory region sequence-specific DNA binding. Gene Ontology annotation, biological process: regulation of transcription by RNA polymerase II; developmental process. The record is from RefSeq and is a predicted model, not a curated record. Lineage: Eukaryota; Metazoa; Arthropoda; Insecta; Hymenoptera; Megachilidae. Bases 178 to 693 code for a protein of 171 amino acids.
GGGGCGGGUUCAAGCGGUGAGAGAUCCUCUCCCUGGACGAGGAGUAGCCUCAGAUCGAAGGUGACAUCGUGUCGGUGACGAAGUGUUAUUUCUGCAAUCGGUGCUCGGUAUUUUUUUUUUUAAUUAAUAAACAAAGUGUCCCUCUGAGGUUGCUCGCCGCUGGACAGAACCCGGGAUAUGAGCUACACCGAACCGCUGUGGGAGAUCAAUGGAAAUCAAGCACCAGUGAUUACAGCGGACAUGUCGCAAUAUGUUAAUGGUGAACUAGGAAGCUACCCUAUGUGGGACAGUUCCGUUUUGUAUCAAGCACCACCUCCUUCGCAUACGCAUGUGAACGAGCACGGAUUGUACAGGCAGCCUUGUGCGUUACUACAUCAAAGUCGAUACACACCUAACGGUAGGUCCCCUAAUCUUCCAUCUUCCACCACAAAGAAACCAAGACGUCGCGUGGCGACUGUUUCGCAAAGAAGAGCCGCGAAUAUCCGUGAAAGGCGUAGAAUGUUUAAUCUGAACGAAGCUUUUGACAAGUUACGUAGAAAAGUACCAACUUUUGCGUAUGAAAAACGGCUCUCGAGGAUCGAAACUUUACGUUUAGCGAUUACAUACAUCGCAUUUAUGGGAGAAUUGCUCGGAAUUGAGCCGAGUAGUCCGAAGCCAGAGUACAUCCCGAGGGAAUACUAUUUGCCGAAUUGAAUCCUCCAAAAAUGGAAGGGACCUAAGGGAAAAUCAAAUCAGCAAUCAGUUUUCGUUUUCUACAAAAAAAAAAUAUGAAUAUUUAAAUGAUUUAUUUCUGUUAACAAAAGCAACGAAAUCGUGAAUGGUUAUAUUUUGAAAAAAAACUUUCCUUUUUCGUUGAUUGUAACUUAUUGGAUAAAAAUGAUAAGUGACCUUGAAAACGUCCUUGACUCUGACCUUCAUUUAUUCAUCUUACUCGAUGUUUUAAGCAUCCAUUUAUUUUCUAAAAUAUAUCCAUUCCUAGUUUAAAAUUAGACUGUUAGUUGUUGUAGAUCUUGUUUAAUUUCUGACUCUCCUUCGUAUGCAAUUAUACUGACUAUCGACUGAUCGUUUCGUCAUUUGUGUUUACAACGAACUCUGGAAUUUUAUGUAAAUAAUUCGAAUAAUAUUACGCAAAUUAUGACGCUCUUAAAGAUACUUAAAUUAUUAUUAAUAUAAAUAUGUUAAGUUUACCGUAAGUAAAUUAUCGGAAUAACUGUUUACAUAUCGCAUGCCCGUAUGUAGGUAUUACGAUCGUAUGUUAAAUAAAGUAUAGUAAGUAUAGUUAGGAACUUUUUUGAAGAAAAAAGAACAUUAACUAACACUUAAUGUUUAUGUGAUUUUACGAAGUAAGGCGAAAAUCCGUGUCUUCCAUAAUUUAUGUAAAUCUGCAUAUUGUAUAUGAUCAUUAUAUUUAAAUACAAGACGUACAAACAA